Messenger RNA from Synchiropus splendidus (mandarinfish), 1029 nucleotides. RefSeq names its product galanin receptor 1b (gene galr1b). The transcript has 3 exons. NCBI's taxonomy places the organism in Eukaryota, Metazoa, Chordata, Actinopteri, Syngnathiformes, Callionymidae. Bases 1 to 1029 code for a protein of 342 amino acids. Gene Ontology annotation, molecular function: galanin receptor activity. The record is from RefSeq and is a predicted model, not a curated record. Gene Ontology annotation, biological process: neuropeptide signaling pathway; negative regulation of adenylate cyclase activity; positive regulation of cytosolic calcium ion concentration. Gene Ontology annotation, cellular component: membrane.
AUGCCUCCGGGAAACGGCUCCUCCGGCUGGGAGCAGCUCCACGGCCAGUCCGCCGGAGCGGAGGCGCUCAUCGUGCCGGUGGUGUUCGGACUGAUCUUCGUGGUGGGUCUGGUGGGGAACUGCCUGGUGCUGCUGGUGAUGGGCCGGCUCCGGAGCCGCCGCGCGGCGGGACGCGCGCCCUCCUCCUCCUCCUCCUCCUGCAGCCCCACCAACAUGUUCAUCGUCAACCUGAGCGUGGCGGACCUGCUCUUCCUGCUGGUCUGCGUCCCGCUGCACGCCACCAUCUACUCGCUGCCCGAGUGGCUGUUCGGCGACUUCCUGUGCCGGUUCGGCCACUUCUUCACGUCCGUCACCAUGUUGGUCAGCAUCUUCACGCUGGUCGCCAUGAGCGCGGACCGCUACGUCGCGGUGGUGCGCUCCAAAGUUCCGCGCGUCAGGAGCCGCCGGAACACGCUGGCGGCGCUCGCGCUCGUCUGGACCUUGUCUGUGGUGUGUUCGGUUCCGGUGGCGCAGCACCACGUGCUGUCCGGACACCGCGCCGCUCCGAACAGCACCUUCUGCUGGGAGCAGUGGUCCGGAGCUUCCAGGCGGACCUACAAGGUGACGGUUCUGCUGGUCGGGUUCGUGGUUCCGCUGCUGAUCAUCAGUUGGUGCUACACUAAGGUUCUAUUUCAUCUCCACAUGAAGAUGAAAAACAUUUCUAAGAAGUCAAAACGCUCCAAGAAAAAGACGGCCCAGACCAUCCUCCUGGUCGUCACCGGCUUCACCGUCUGCUGGCUGCCGCACCACGUCAUCGCCAUGUGGGCGGAGUUCGGCACCUUCCCGCUCAAUGACGCCUCCUUUGCCUUCCGCAUCAUCGGCCACUGCCUCUCGUACGGCAACUCCUGCAUCAAUCCCGUCCUCUACGCUUUCCUGUCCGAGAACUUCCGCGGCGCCUGCCGCCAGGUCUUCGGCCGCCGCGCCGCCCUCAACGGCGCCACCGUGCGCUUCAGGACGGAGAACUUCUCCACCACACAUUCGGCUCUGUAG